Molecule: messenger RNA, 1256 nt
Organism: Saitoella complicata NRRL Y-17804
Lineage: Eukaryota; Fungi; Ascomycota; Saitoellomycetes; Saitoellales; Saitoellaceae
Exons: 3
Coding region: 155-907 (250 amino acids)
Source: RefSeq, a predicted model, not a curated record
CUGCGGUUGGUUGCAGUGCAGCAGCUGCGAGUAGACGUUCGGGGCAAUCGCGAAUAUUCGAGACUUUGCCUGCGCCAGUGCACAGAAUCCUUGAUAAACUCAACCAAUCCCAUGCUCGGGCAAGAUUGUAGACCAUAAUCAAGACAUAUUUACUAUGGCCACAGCUAUGUUCGCGCCCUCCCAGUACGCAAACUUCUGGCCCGCAUCCCCGUCGCCUGCCCAUAGUUAUGGCUGCACGGCGCCAGUCCCGCGACCUCAGAAGAGAAGCUUUGAUGUUGACGAACAUGACAGGGAACGGGUCCUAGCAUCGAAGAGACUGCGACAGGACAAUGAGUAUACCUGCAUGUUACCGAUCUCUGGGGGUACUUAUUCAAGCACCAAUUCUGCAGUAUCCCACGGCGUACAUGUCCCGGGCCCGGGUACCGGUGCGGAUGAUUCGCGCCGUGUCUGGCGGCAGCCCGAGCAUUGUGGUAGCAAACCAUCCACAGACGACUGCAAUUGGAGACAGUCUCCCUCCUCGUAUCCAGGCACUGCGUCGAGUACGCGGCCGACUCUGUAUGACCUUUCCACUGGGGAGGAGCUGAACCUGAGUGUCAUUGAUAAGUAUGAGAAUGACACCGUUAAUUUCGGCAACGACGAAAGCAAUUACCCGCGGCCGGCCCAUCCGAAGCUGCUCGAAUACUGUAGCCAGGACGAUCAGGCGGAGGCGAAAGCACAAAAAUAUGAGAGUACAGUGAGCCCGGUGGGGCUUUUGCGACAAACACUCAUGGCACCGGUUGAAGACUGGAUGAGUCGCGUGCGCGAUGCGGAGAACGAGACGGAGAAGAAGGGUAAGGAGUUAAUCGUGUAUAGCUCGAAUAGCAGGUUCACUGAGGUGGACGAGGAAGGAGACGUAGUGAUGGAUUAAUUGGUUAAUUGGGAGGAUCUUCGCUAGUAUACUUUCGGCAACGGUACGCAGCUGCAGGUCUACGUUACACCAGCCAAGCACAGACCGCUGUGCUCCGUACGCGUGUGUGCAGGUCGGUAUCAGGCAUCGAUAGCAAGCAAAUACAUCUCCAUAGGUACACGUACUUCCCGACAGCUCAGCCAUGCCGUUGAACAUCCUGAAGCACAAAAGUUGGAAUGUAUACAACACGUCAAACGUUGAGAGAGUUCGGCGAGAUGAGGACGCCGCUAGGAGAAAAGAAGAGGAGGAGGAAAUGCGCAUGCAAGACGCCGAUAGGGAACAACGCCUUAACAUCCUCCAUGCAAGAGCG